AAGGCGGAAGUAUUUCGACAGUGAGCGGCAGAAGUUUACCUAGAACUUCGAAUGAGGACUUUAUUGAUAACAAGAGAGUAUUCAGAUAUUUUAUUGACGUUAUUUUAAUCAAAAUGAUUUAGAAAAGCAUUUAUCCCUCAGUACUUGGUUAGCGCGUAGAGUUUUUGUGUCGUCUACUUGUUUUCUUGGUACUGUUUUACCACCUGCAGCACUGACCAUUACUAAUAUUUAUGGAGGUUAGUUAAGAUGAGGUUGCUGCAAAUAUUGUCAUAGUUGGUGUUUUAACUUUAGUUAUGAUUAUAACCGUGACACCAGUGUAUACUUUUCCGAGGUAUUUUGUGUAUGGCUUUAUAAAAUACCAGCGUAUAGAAAGAGUAGCUAGCUUGUUAAGAAAACAUCUGCUACGAAAACAAGAUUGGACCAUUAAACCAAGCAAAACUUUGUUCCAGGUGUCGACUCAAGCUGUUCUAAUGGCUGCACUAACGGACUUUGAACCCUCACCAAAGAGAAAAAGGGUUGAAACAGAAACACAGUCUUCAGCAAUAUCGUCCCAGAAAGGCUCAGCUUUAUGCAGUCAUGAUGGAACAAGUAAUGAAACCCCAGACCAAGGAAAAAGAGAAAACAAAACAGAGAGAAAAGGUGAUUUGCGAGGUGUAAAAUCAAAGAAAAUUGGAACCAAGUUUCAACUGAAGCCUAUCAACACUCUUGAAAGUUGGUUGGUUAAGCCUUCAAAAUCCAAAGCCUCUGCUGAAGCAAGUCAAACUCAAGACGAUUUUGAAAUUGUUGAUGGGAGUAGUGUGGAAACCCCUUCAGCUCAGUCUCCAGAAGGCAAAAACACUGACAUAUCUUCUUUUAAUCUGGAUGAAGAAACCCAAGUUUUAACUCCCCCGGUCUUUGAGCAAGACUCUUCCGUGUCACCAUUUUCAGUGGAUUCUGCAGGGAGUCGGCUCAUACAGGCACUCUCUCAUAACGAUGAUGGAUUGGAAAAACAAGAAAAGGAAAGAUGCUCAGAGGGCUCUGUCAAGCAUAAAGUGAAAAUAACAGAUUUUUUCUCUGGACAUUCAUCACAAAGUCUACAAGUGAAAAGGGACAAGCCAACUAAGUCUCCAGAAGAACAAGAUGAAGACAGAGAUUCGCCUGCUGAUGUGAGGUGGUUGGGGACUCCAAUCAGUGCACUAAAGAGAAUGCCAGAAUGUGGCGGAGAACCUCCUCCACUGAAAGAUAUUCCUGGAAAGCACACUGUGAUGAUAAGGACAGACCUCCUUCACCACGAAUCAGUUCCUGUUCCUUGUCCUGCCAAGUUUCAGGAUACAUGGGAUGAUGUUCAUGUCAAGAUGCCCUGCUCCAAGGAAAACCUGUUUCCUGUGAUAGAUGAGGACACCCAAGAGCAGCAGAAUAAAAGUCGCUGGGAACUCAUCAAAGAAACUUUAAACAAGAAAUUCACAAGUGCAUAUGAACUAAAGAAAGCAUUAUUGAAAUACAAUGCGUCUAAUGCUAAAAAAUGGGACUUCACAGCAUUAAGUUCAUACUGCUCUAAGGUCCUGGAGCCUGAUGCUGCCGAACAUCUGUUUAACUCCCUGCUGCCAGACAUGGUGCAAUUAGCAAUGAGAGCAUCUGAACUGUGCACCAAGCCGAUACCUCUCCUGAAAAGAGGCAUGAAUCACUCCAUCACCAUGUCUCAGGAGCAGGCGGCAUGUCUGCUCGCCAAUGCUUUCUUCUGCACCUUUCCUCGACGGAACUCCAGAAAGGCCGAGUACUCCAACUUCCCUGAUAUAAACUUCUUCAGGCUGUUUGAGGGAUCCUCUCCAAAGAAGAUAGAAAAGCUGAAAACACUGAUGUGUUAUUUUAAAAGUGUUACUGAACAAAAACCCACUGGACUUGUCACAUUCACUCGAAAGGUUUUGGAUAAAUCUCCCAUUUGGAAAAGUUCACAGACUCAACUUACUAAGCUGCACAUCACAUGUGACGGAACCAUUGAAGAUGAUGGGUCUGGUAUGCUUCAGGUGGAUUUUGCCAACAAAUUUGUUGGAGGAGGGGUCACAAGUUCAGGUCUCGUUCAGGAGGAGAUCCGUUUUCUCAUCAAUCCCGAGCUGAUAGUUUCUCGCCUUUUCACUGAAGCGCUGGAUGACAACGAAUGUCUGAUAAUUACAGGAACUCAACAGUUCAGUAAAUAUACCGGCUAUUCUCAGACCUACCAGUGGGAUGGCAACCACCGAGAUACAACUCCUAAGGAUGGCUGGCAGAGAAGAUGCACAGAGAUUGUGGCCAUUGAUGCUCUACAGUUCAGGAACUUUCUUGAACAGUUUCAUCCAGACAAAAUUACCAGAGAACUUAACAAGGCUUACUGUGGGUUUUCCCGUCUCGACACUGACAGUAAAAACCUCGCUGCAGUGGCAACAGGCAACUGGGGCUGUGGAGUUUUUGGAGGAGACACGCGUCUGAAAGCUCUCCUCCAGAUGCUGGCAGCUGCUGAGGCGGGCCGGGAUGUAGCUUAUUUCACCUUUGGUGACAGUCGGCUCAUGACAGAUGUCAACAAGAUGCACUCUUUUCUCACUCGGAGGAACAUCAGAGUUGGGGAAGUGUAUGACCUACUGGGCCAGUACUACAGCUCAGAGUGUAAGAGCUGCCCGAGUCGGCGCCCCGGCGUCAGCCUCUACGACUUCAUCUACCAGCAGGUCGGCUUCUCGUCUCCACCUGAUGACUCCAGCCAAGUUCCACCAGACAGCAUGUACUGAUGAGUAUUCAUUAGGGCCGUGCAGCUGCUGAGUCAUCACUCCUCCAGAAAUGAAAGUCUUAUUAUACUGCCUUAAGGGUAAUUUAUGAAUAUUUUUAGAAUGAUAAAAUGGUGCUUUGAUCGCUUAGUACGAUUUAAUGUAUUAUUUUUGUAAAACAAACAUCUCAACUGGCUAAAAUGGAUAAAGUGACCUUCUAUGUGUUUAAUUUGCUGAAUGAAUGCAGUUAAUGCAAAUAUAAGGACAUUUAGAAAUAAGUCUUAGUUUGUUGUUUUGCUUUUCUUUUUCUUUUUUCUUCAAGACACAACAUAGUCAUUGGAGAAGGUUGAAUUGAGUAAUGUAGAUGGAAAAAGGUAGAAAAUGUUGAUUGAAAAGAAAAAAAAAAUCUAAAAAACAUUUUUUUGUGAAAUAAUUUCUUAUCUUGUACAUUACUCAUUUUAGGAUUAUAGUUAGUGAUUGAAAUUUUCAUUAAAAAGUUCGAUUUGUUUGUGAAUCUUUGUCAUUUCUUUGACAUUUUGCUUUCCCUUAAAAAUAAAACAAGUUUUAAUUUGUAGUUUA
Molecule: messenger RNA, 3290 nt
Organism: Oryzias melastigma (Indian medaka)
Lineage: Eukaryota; Metazoa; Chordata; Actinopteri; Beloniformes; Adrianichthyidae
Product: poly(ADP-ribose) glycohydrolase
Exons: 17
Coding region: 294-2735 (813 amino acids)
Biological process (GO): ATP generation from poly-ADP-D-ribose; regulation of DNA repair; carbohydrate metabolic process
Cellular component (GO): nucleus; cytoplasm
Molecular function (GO): poly(ADP-ribose) glycohydrolase activity
Source: RefSeq, a predicted model, not a curated record